AUGCACCGCCCGCCAUCCCCCGCGCCUGCUCCGCCAUCGUCCCCGCCGUGCGCGGGGAACUCCCCUGACGACGCCACGCGACGGACUGCGAGUCGCCGGGCGUCGCAGGAGCGCACGGCGGAGUUGCUGCAGCAGUCGUUCCGACCUAAGGCGCAGCCAUUAACGCCACACGCUCACGCCCGCGCGCCCAUUCCGGGGUUGCCUGAUGGUGGCGGCGGGAUGGAACGGCGGAGGGGCGCGAUGAGAAGCAGCAGUGGCCCGCGGGAGGGUCGGUUUGGGGGAGGGCCUCUGCGGGGGACGGAGAGUCCCGCGGUGCCGGGACGCGUGACGCUGAGAAAGCAACUGUCGAGCGACAUCGCGCCGCUGCUGCUGCGGCUGAAGCGACAGGCCACGCCCACGCGCGUCCGCAGCCAGUCGCCCGUGCUGUCGCCUGUGCAGUCGCCGCGCGACGUGUGGGAGGCUGCAGAGGCGGGGAGGCUGUUUGAUUGGACCAGCAGGGGCACGGAGUGUACUGCUGCGAGUCCCGGUGGAAGCGCCAUGGCUGAUGAGGUGUCGCUCGCUGAACAGGAGGCUCGGUUGAAGAAGAAGUAUGGCGGGGCUCUGCCAAAGAAAAAAGGACUUCUUUCCAAGGGCCACGAGAGGGCUUUCUUCGACUCCGCCGAGUGGGCCAUUCAAAAGCAAAAGGGCGCCAAACUGGCAGCACCAGCAGAGGAGGGGCUGCAGCCGAAGCUAGAGCCUACCCCACAUCAACCUGCCACGGGUCGUCGCUCUGGACUGGCUGAAGGCUGA
Messenger RNA from Closterium sp. Yama58-4, 789 nucleotides. Lineage: Eukaryota; Viridiplantae; Streptophyta; Zygnematophyceae; Desmidiales; Closteriaceae. The record is from the annotation of a GenBank genome assembly.